Messenger RNA from Lolium rigidum, 906 nucleotides. RefSeq names its product basic leucine zipper 2-like. The coding region runs from base 1 to 906 and encodes 301 amino acids. Gene Ontology annotation, molecular function: DNA binding; DNA-binding transcription factor activity. Lineage: Eukaryota; Viridiplantae; Streptophyta; Magnoliopsida; Poales; Poaceae. The record is from RefSeq and is a predicted model, not a curated record. Gene Ontology annotation, biological process: positive regulation of DNA-templated transcription. The transcript has 4 exons. Gene Ontology annotation, cellular component: nucleus.
AUGGCGCAGCUGCCGCCCAAGGUCCCCACCAUGGCGCCGGCCUGGCCGGAGUUCGGGGGCGGCCACCACCACCGCCACCACCAUCACCACCAGCGCAGCCCAUCCAUGGGCGCCUUCCUCGCCGCGCCAAUGCCGCCGCUCCCGCCGCCUGCGCAGCCAGCGGCCGCCAACGGGCAGCCGUCGUGGGUCGACGAGUUCCUCGACUUCUCGGCCGCCAAGCGCGGCGCGCACCGCCGCACCGUGAGCGACUCCGUCGCCUUCCUCGACGACGCCGGCAAUGCUGCCGGUGCCGGGGCGCACGAGUUCGACCGCCUGGACGACGACCAGCUCAUGUCCAUGUUCUCCGACCACCUGGCGGCGCCGCCGACGACGCAGCAGCAGCAGCAGGCGAGCGCGUCGUCGCCGUCCGAUCACAACAGCAUCAACGACGACAAGGGCGACACCGAGGAGGCGCAGAGCGACAGCAACGGCGACGGCAGGCAGACGUCCUCGCCCGCCACAGCUGACCCCAAGCGGGUCAAGAGGAUCCUGGCGAACCGGCAGUCGGCGCAGCGGUCGCGCGUGCGCAAGCUGCAGUACAUCUCGGAGCUGGAGCGCAGCGUCACGUCGCUCCAGACGGAGGUGUCGGCCUUGUCCCCGCGCGUCGCGUUCCUCGACCACCAACGCUCGCUGCUGACGCUGGGGAACAGCCACCUCAAGCAGCGCAUCGCGGCGCUCGCGCAGGACAAGAUCUUCAAAGAUGCUCAUCAGGAGGCGCUGAAGAAGGAGAUAGAGAGGCUGAGGCAAAUCUACCAGCAGCAGAGCCUCAAGAACGCGGAACACCCGGCACCCGACAACAACAACAACAGCAACAACAACGGCUUCAUCGCCAGCGAGGGGACCGCCGCUCCAUGUAUGCCCUCGUGA